Molecule: messenger RNA, 7361 nt
Organism: Anneissia japonica
Lineage: Eukaryota; Metazoa; Echinodermata; Crinoidea; Comatulida; Comatulidae
Product: rab-like protein 6
Exons: 15
Coding region: 212-2485 (757 amino acids)
Cellular component (GO): nucleus; cytosol
Molecular function (GO): GTP binding
Source: RefSeq, a predicted model, not a curated record
GUGGCUUGCCACGAAUCGCUAACGAAUCGGAAUUUAGCUGUGAGGUGCGUUAAUAAAGAUUCAGAGAAAUCGAUGACAAUUUUAACCAAAUUAGAUGGUCAGCAUUCACUUAAUUUCCUGGACGCUAAUCUUUAACGAGAAGCAGAACUAUCAUUUUAUUUAAGUUAAUUUGCAAUGGUAAGACAACGAGUUGAUUGGUUCAGCAGAUAAGAUGUUCUCAGCACUGAAGAAGAUCAUUACCAAUGAGCCCACAGAUGGGAAGGGGAAGCCCCCAUCUGGCGGCUUUCAAGCUAUGGGGCAGAAUCUACAGCGGCGCUUUGCCAAGGGUGUGCAAUACAAUAUGAAAAUAAUAAUUAAAGGUGAUAGGAAUGUUGGAAAGACAACGCUAUUCCAUCGUCUUCAAGGUCACAAGUUCAAAGAAGAGUACAUUCCUACACAAGAAAUUCAAGUCUGUAGCAUUCAAUGGAAUUAUAAAGCUUGUGGUAGUCAACGUGAAUUCAAAGCCACGGAUGAUGUCGUGAAGGUGGAGGUGUGGGAUGUUGUCGACAAGGGACGAAGCAAGAAAACUAACGAUGCGCUAAAGAUAUCGAACGAGGAGGUAGAAGAACCAGUUGAUGAGCCUUGCCUGGACGCGGAGUUUCUUGAUGUCUACAAAGGAACGAAUGGAGUGGUGAUGCUCAUGGACAUCACAAAGCAUUGGACUUUCAAUUACAUUGAACGUGAGCUUCCCAAAAUUCCAAAUCAUAUCCCAGUGGUUGUCCUGGCCAACUUCCGAGACAUGGCAGAGCACCGAACAGUCCUAGAAGAGCACAUAAGCACCUUUGUAGAGGAAUUUGAAAGGCCUCCUGGAUCAGCACAUGUACGUUAUGCAGAGUCUUCCAUGAAGAACGGGUUCGGUCUUAAAUACCUUCACACAUUUUUCAACGUUCCCUUCUUACAGCUGCAGCGUGAAACAUUACUACGGCAACUGCAAACCAACCAAUUAGAAGCAGAUGCGACCUUAGAAGAAUUAAAUAUGCGAUUGGAAUCUGAGGACCAAAAUUAUAAUUUAUAUUUAGAAACAUUAGAGAUGAGAAGAAAGCAGCGGCAAAAUAGAAGAACUCCUGAAAAACUAACAAAUGGAACACCCCAGAUUACUGUAGAUCAUUGUACUACAAGUUCCCAAAGCACAACUCCUAUCAGUACUCCAAAUCAAUCUUCCCCUGCCAGCACUCCUCAAAGAACUACCCCCUCAACGUCACCUAGUAGCCAGCGAAGGAAUUCACAGAGGAAUGAAUCACCCCUUCCGGAAUUAUCAACCCCAUCACCACCCCCUGCUGCAGUUGCUCAAGCUUCUAUAACUUCUCGUUUUGGGAAAUUCUUCAGUAGUAAGAAGUCUUCAAAAGAAUCAAUAGAGGUAUCAGCUACAGACAACUCUCCACUAGAUGUACCCACACCUACAAAAGACACAGUCCAUGAUGUGGAUGACUUCAUUCCAGAUGGUGGUGCUCAUAAUGACUUCUGGAAGGAUGUGGAGAAGACAUCAAAGAAAGUGAAGAAAACUACAAUAAAACAAGAAAUGUACAACAGCUUCCAAGAGGAUCUGGACUCAGAUGAUGAAGCAAACUUUCCCUCAGCAUCAAAUGCCAUCACCCAGUCUUCACCCACCGGCUUGGCUACUAAUGACAGUGCAUCAGACACAGAAACACCUCCGAAAACCACCUUCACCAGUAAAGACAUCGAUCUGUCAAGCUCAGAGGAUGAGCAACCUGUAAUUUCUGAAGAUGUUGAUAUUGACAUCAGUGACUUCAAAACAGAGGUAAAGAAAUUUUCUUCUACUAAACCAGCGGCGGACAUUGGCAGCAAGAAGCCAAGAAUGCCAAAGCAGGAGAGCCUGCCUCCACCUGUGGAGAGUAGCGAUGAUGAGGAUGACAGUGAUGUAGAACAGGCUGCUCAGAAGAGUCGAACAUCCAGCACUGAUCAAGAACCAAUGCAGUCACCACCUCCAGUCAUAAACCUCGAUCUGGAUGAUCUUGACUUCCUAGAAAGUGUUGGCUCAAAGAAUAAUAAAACUAAAAAACUACACAGAAGAGUAAGUGAUGAAUUUGACAUUUUAGUCAGCGUGAAAGAAUCCAAGCUGGAAUUGGAGAAUGAUGUUAUUGACAGUAGCCAUAGCGACGCAGAUACCACCAGCACUAACUCAUCAACAAAGAAGAAAAAGCACAAAAGCAAAGAUCGAGAUAGAAGGAAAGAGAAAUCAUCUGAAGAGAAUGAUGGUAAAACUAAAAAGCACAAACACAAGAAAAGCAAAGAUAGAGACAGAGAAAGCAAGAAAGACACUGAUCCAGAGAGAAGAAAAAGCAAAGAUAAAUCAGAAAAUGCUAAUACUGGUGAGAAGAAAAAGAAAAAGAAAUCUAAAAAGGUUGAAGUUACAGAAGACCCUGAUAUGGAUGCUUUUGAGGCAUUCCUGGAGGGGACAGGAGACGGCAACUAUGAAGCAUUUUAAAUACAUCCAUCUAAAAUCAUAGUAUAUAUUUAAUUUAUAUGUUUGUGAUGUUAUUGAUAUACUGAGGUGUAUAUGAAUGAUAAGGAGGCAUUGGAAAAACUCCAAUUUGGAAACUAAGAUUGUCCAAAAUUUGAUAUAAAUUUAUUGAAUGUCGCAAUCAACAAGAUCUUUCAGGUACACAGAUCUUUUAAAUGAAUUUAUGGAAAUUUCAGAUGCAGUCAGUCUGUCGCACAAAUGCAAAACAGUUGAACUGCACUUUACGUAAUUCCACUUUAAACAUGAUAAUUUAUUAUAUUGUAAUUCUUUUAGCCGAUAUUGAACAAUAUACACUUAAAAAUGUUUCUAGACCUAAAUCGCGAUGAAACAUACCAACCUUGCUGUAUACCAUGGUAUAUAUUUUGUAAACCCUCCUGUAAGUGGCGAACUUUGUGUUUGCUGUUGGUUGGGGAAAGAAAUAAAGAAAAUAAAAUUUUAAAAAAUAAAUACAGUAAAACAAACAGUUGAAAGGAGAAAAAACUUUUAACAUACAAUUGAACUUCAAUCAUUGAUUUAUUUAAUCCUUUAUUUUAAACCUUAAAUGCUGAUAUUAAGCUUAAAUAAACAUUGAUAAUUUUCAGCCUAAAUGCAAUUACUCCUCAAAUCUCUCUUCUCAGUGCUAUUCAUCUCAAUUGCCAUAAAUACGCUUCGCAAAAAAUUGUCAGAAUUAAUUUUUUUCUAUUGGGAGAAUGCUAUUUAUAUUUAUAUAUUUAUUCAUUUUAUUGACACCUGUGUUGUAUGCAUUUCCAUAUGAAAUUAUAUAUUUAACUUUUUAUUUCAAUAAUAUUAACUUAUAUUGUUACAUUAAAUAAUGUAAUAUUUGUUGGGGAUAGGAUAUCAUUAAAUGCCUAAUUAUAAAUGUGUAUAUGUUCAUAUAUACAUAAUUAUAUUCCUUUGAUUGUUUAAAACUCAAUAAGAUUGUUGCAAUGAAAAUGAUGCAAUAAUUGAAUUUUGAAAGCUCCUUUCCUUUGUCGUUUUUUACAGGAAAUAUUAUAUUUUAUGCAUUUUCCAGCUACCAUAUACUAAAUAAAUGUUAGUAAUAAUAAGCUGUGAUAGAUUAUUAUUACUAUCAUAUAAUAGGUCCCGGGUUGUUACCAUAGUUGGCCAUCAAUUAGGGGGAGGGGUUGGCUUAUACACCAGGACACCUUUGCACAAAUUUGGAGUAUCCUCUUCUAAAUAAGUCUCAAAUAUGGUUAAUACUAACUGAAAAUAAUGAAAAAAAAAAAAAAACUAGGGGGAAAAUGUGUGCUAUGCAGUAUGACAAACUGGCUUUGGGCUAUUGUGUGCAGAGACUGAUUGUUCAUGCUCCCCAUACAGGGAAUUUAUUCAUCAAACUCCAGGCCUCCGGCCCCUUGUAAAAUAAAAUUAUUACAAAUUAAAUAAGCGUGCUGUGACAAUACCGUACUUUAAAUACAUUUCAUUAAUACACCAGAGACUGAUUGAAUGUGAUGGAGGGCCCUAGCUGGCCGGUACAAAAAUAGGAAAUCACAUUCAAAUUCAUUUAUGGCUAUCUACAGGGAGAUUAUAUUACGUACCUCAGCCCCAAACAUGGUAGGGCUAUGAUGUAGUCUGGACCCUCUAAAUGACAAAAUUCCCUGCUCAGGCCCCCUCUUUUUCAUAUUCCUGGAUCCAUCACUGCUGUGUAUACAGUACUUCAUGUCCAUUUCAGUGGCGUAUUAAUCAUGUAAUUGUGUAGGACUUAAGCUGUUAAAUACUCAAUAUCAGCCUAAGCAGUAACUGAGCUGGAUGUCCUUGGCAUUCCUCUUAUUCAACUUUUAUCCUAGUGCUUUUGGUCUGGGAAAGGCUUGUACUGCAUAGGGUGGGCCUAUACCUGGGGUGUACUACAGUAUUAUUAAUUAUAUUUAUUUAUUUGUGUAAUUUUGUUCACUCAGUCACUUUGGUACUUCUAAAAAGCUCAAAGUCUCAGUGUUUAUCAAAAUAAGUGUAACUGAACAUAUAUUUUAUUUAUUCAUAAUCAAAUAUUAUCUUUCUUCCCACCUAAUAACUAUGGAAUUAUUUCAGUGAUGAUGAGGUAAGCUGGUCAUUGUGCCUGUGUUUUGUCUCCAUUUUGUGACAUAGUUGUACUUGUAAAGUAGCUGAGUGCGAUGGUGCCACACCAUAGGAGGUUUCCUAGGAUAGAGUUAAAAUAUACAGUACACAAACUUGUAUCAUUGUAGCGCUAGAUUAAUGCCCUGUAUGUUGAACUACAGUAUUAAGUUUGUUGCUAUCUAGCUGUUGAACUUUAGGUUAAUCUAUGACAUAAAUUCAUGGAGGAUGGAGGGUUUUAACAGAGGAGAUCUGAUCUCAUCAGGAGGAGGCCAGCAAUGUCUGAGGCAACAGAAACAUUAAUGGGGUGCACACCUAGUGUUUGGCCAAUGUAAACUCUUCUGAGAUUUACAAUUUGGAACAUGUUAUGCCCAAAGAAUUGAUAAGAGAAAUAUUUUUGCUUUGUCGGUCAAGGGUACCUGGCCGUUGGGUCCAGUGGUGGCCCAGAAUUUUUGCCGACGGGUCUGACAAGUUACAAGGUAUCUAGAGAGAGAGGUCCCAGACCAAGGGGCUGACUAGAGCCUCGGUCAGGGUCCUGGACUAAAAAUCUCUGGUAGGGUUCAUAAGGAGAGUUUUGGCUAAUAGUAUCGCCUAAAAUUUUGCUCUUAGACCACAAUAUUAGGUAUUCGCAAUUGAAAGAUUGUUACUUGGAUAUGUAAAUUAAUAUUUUUGGUCGUACAACUGAACUGAACAACAAAGGUUGCAGGCCUGUCACACUGGGAAAUUUCCCCUCCGACCCUCCGCUGGCGCCACCACUGACUUUAAAGUAUGGACCAAAAUUAUAAAAGCUGUUAUUUACAUUGAUAAUAGUACAGUAUAUACUGUAAUUCAUAUUUUGCGAGUUUGCUUGAUUAAUGGCAAUCUGUAAGUAGUUUUCAUUGCCAUGCUUUAAUAACAGGGUUACGUUUACAAGUAAACCAACAUAACUACAUUGUUCAGCUAAUAAAACUUUUUUAAAACAGUUUAUAAUCUCUAAAAAUGAUUAUUCACUAUUUGCUUAUUCCUAGCUCUUGUGCAUAAUAUAUCAAUUCAAUGACCUGUUUACUAGAAGCAUCUGUCUCAUGUUGUAGUAAGCAUUUAAUUACUGUACCCCUAAUUGUAAACCAAUGAUACCACUAACCUCUAGCCCCUGUCUGCGAACAGGGUUAUCACUAACCCUUCCCUUCUUACACAGCAUUUUAGUCUUAUUUUCUAGCGUAUUAUUAUUAUUAUUUAUAUUUUUUUUUUUUUAAAGAAAUAUACUAAUGUUUUAAUCAAAUUAAAUUUGUGUGUGGUAAAUUAGGUUAUGGUAACAAUACUACUGUUCAAAACAUAUUGAUUUUUUGUUAGCUUUAAUAUAGGAAAUGCUCUCAUUAUACAUGGCACAUACAGCAUCAAUCUAGUGUCAGUACUAAGUGAGCACUUGCCCGAUGCCAGUCCAAGUAGGUUAUCAUUGCGUCCAGUGGCGGAUUGAAGAAGCCCCCUCUAUUUUGAAUUCCUGGAUCUGCCACUGGUGUCGUGCAGCUAUCUCAUCAAAUCAUGCCGCUGAUGUAGUCUGCACCAAGCCUUAGUUGCUAACAGUAUCUUGGUUAAUUUUUUUAGCUUAAAUAUAUAUGUGUUCAACUAAUAAAACUUUUUAAAAAAUUAAAUAUUUAAAUUGCUUAAGAAAAUAAUGUGGUUAUUUAGAUUAAGUAUGUAAUCCGUUAAUAAUCUGUCCAGAUUAACCUGGUUAUCCAGUUCAAUUCAUACAUGAAUGUACAAAAUACAGUAUUAGAUAAUCCGCAAGUUGAAUGGUAAUCCAAACAGAUUAAUUUAGGGUUAAUGUGAUGACUUGGGGAUUUAUGUGAUUACUUGGGAUUAAGUAUGUAGUCAAUUAUUGAUAAUGUCUACUACUAAUCCAAUUGAGGUGAUUGAUUGCUUGUGUAAAGUAUAUAUUCAAUUGCUAAUCUGUCUGUAAUUCCUGAGAAUCUCUUUAUUUUUGUGGAUUAAAUUGUUGCAGUUUGUGAGAGUUCCACAAGUUUUGAAAACUGAGAGAGGAAUGGGACCAGGGGCGUAUUUAGGGGGUGAGGAGGAUGUGCACGCUUCUCCAAAAAACACUCGUCCCCCUCCUCCCAUUUGCUUCCCCAAAAUUACUCAAGUUGUUAAAAAUCACCUAAAAUUACCUUAAUUUUCGAGCUAGUGUCCCUCCCCCCCCCUCAAUACCAAUUUGAAGACUCCUAGAUAUGCCACUAGAUGGGGUACAUUCCACUUGCCAUUUGGAUCCACCACUUAAUUUACACUUUCCUCACUUUUCUACCUGUCUGUCCAUCCUUCCUACCUUUUUGCAUAUCUACCCACCUUUUGUCCACAGAGACAAUUUGUUUUGAAGACCAUGCUGCAUUCAAGAUUAUCAUAAUUUUGUUCAUCCUUCAUUACCCAACAAUCCUUUUCUUUAUCCCAUACCAGUCUGUUGCCAGUAGCCAACCAGUAAAUGGCAUCAUUGGUGGUUGUGUGUAAUAAACUGUUAAUGAUUGGCAGUGAUUUUUAACGGCGUAUAUCUACUUAUUUUAUUCAAAGAGCAGGAACGUGUUUUAGGUCAUGCAAAGCCGGUAGUUAAAAUAUGUAAAUAAUGUGUAUAAGAUAAUGUAUAGUUAUAAUUGUCAAAAGGUUAAGAGGAUACAAUAAUAUUCAUGAAAAUGUCAUGUAUUAAAUAAAUGGAAAAAAAACAGAUAUUGAAGCCUCUUGUCAACAUAUUAAUAUAAUUUUUGUGUCUGAUGUUUAUAAUUCCUUAUUUCGUAUCUGGUAUAUAAAUGAAAUAAAUUAAACAUAACAUGUU